Molecule: messenger RNA, 2082 nt
Organism: Prorocentrum cordatum
Lineage: Eukaryota; Dinophyceae; Prorocentrales; Prorocentraceae
Source: the annotation of a GenBank genome assembly
UUCGCGACGUCGAGGUCCUUCGCGUCACGUCGGAUCCUGCGGGAGGAGGCGAAGGGGACUGAGAAUACGCACUUGAGCUACAGGCUUAGCUGGAGCUCCAUAUACGUUGGCGUCGCGCCAAAGUAGGGCACUGCGAGGGGAGUUAACUUUCUCAGACCCAGACGUCCAACGUCGUGACACGACAAUCAAAAACAUCUGCCUGCCGCCCUUCAGAGAAGGAGCAGGGGGCUGGGCUCGCCCGAGAGGCCACGCGCCCUCUUGGAGGGCGGCCCCCCCCCCCGCCGGCGUGCCCCCAGGCGGCGGCGCCCGCCAACGCCUGAGCGAGUGUGCAGGUGAUCUGGCGGGGCAAUGCUCGUGAUCUGCCCGCGCGCCGGCGGCCACCGCCGCGGAUUAUGCCUGCAGGCGGCAGGCCACGCUGCUCUUCAGCGUGGCAAAAAGGAGGAGGAAGGAGGAGGGGAGGAGGAGGAGGGAGGAGGAGGAGGAGGAAGAGGAGGAGGAGGAGGAGAAGGAGGAGGAGCGGGAUUCACUAUGAGCUGCAGGCCUGCUGCGGCGGGUUGCUUAGAACCUGCGUGUCAGCAGCUGGCGUCGCAGCAACGAAUGGGGGCAGGGCGAGGAGAGCUUUUGGGGAGAACGCGCGGAUGACCAGGCGGGCUUAGCCGCCCCGGCACGCACGGAACAGACGCGCGGCGACGUCUGCUCCGACCCCAUCUCGGCUCAGCUGCUCCGAUGCGCAACACGCAACACGUCGCGCAGUGACACGGAGCUCCACACGUAGACUGAAAACGUAGGGCAGGCUCGAUACGCUCGCCAACUACAUGUGGGCCAGUACGAGAAGAAGAGAAAAGGUUUUGAUGUUUACGGCGUGCUCCCUCCUCCGAAACACGCUGAGCCAACACGCAGCGCACCGACCACGGACGCUCUGCACACGGUGCGCGUGGCGUGCCAGCGCGGGCGCGUUGAGGCAGCCGUGAGCUCGUGGGGCCGUGCCCUCGGAGAGCGGGCCCGCGGGCAAGGCGGGCCCCGCCGCGGCGACGGAGUGCCCGCGGGGGGGGGGGAAGCAGAUGCCCGAGGGGCCCGACCCUCCCAGAAAAAAAAAUCCUUCUAAAACGACGCGAAGAUAGGGACAACAUCGGAUCGGGGCUGACGGGGAUACGCGAAGCGUCAAUAAUUGUCACAGAAUGCGCAGAUGGUCUAACUACUGGGCCGCUGCUCGUGAACUGCCCACGUGCCUGCAGUGACGGUUUGCCUAAAGUACCGAACGCACUGCUCUUUAGCAUGGCAACGCGGGAUGGGAAAGAGCAGGACGAGGAAAGCGAAGAGGGUAGCGAGGAGAAGCGGAGGAAUGGAAGGGGGAGAGGGGGUUAAGGGAAGAGGGGGGAUUGGCGUCACAUGCUGGGAGUCACCCACCACGCCCACUUCGCAAUUGCCUUGCCAUCUGGGGCCGGACCACCCGCAGAGGUAUGGCUCAAGGGCCCUCAGUUGGAUCUAGACGGCGGCGCUCAGGGGAGACGCGCACUCUCGCACAACAGUGGGCUUUCUGGACGGUGCUCGGGAAAACCCCGGAACGGGAACUGCGGCUGCGGCCGCUGUGUGCCGUCGUCCCAGCCACGCCACCUGGCCGAAGCCCUCGGGUGGUCGGCGCAGAGCUGGCAGGCCGCGCAGAACGACCCGCCGGCCUCCAGGCGCGCGGUCCUGCGCACCUCCCCGCACAUCUGGCAGCUGGGGCGCCGGCGCUCGCUGGCAGGGCACCCCGACCUUGCAUGCGCCUCCGCCCACAAUUAUGGGGCCAGGAUGGCCCUGGCCAGGCCCGGUGUCGGUGCGCAGGCGCCUCCUGCGGACGACCUAAUGGGAGAGUUGGAAGGCGACUCCGCCCACGCAAUGAAGGCGUCCGAGGCGGCUCCCGCCACGCGCGACCGCCGGGCGGGGGACCGCCACGGAGGAGCCCCCCUGCCCGAGGAGCUGCCCGAGCCCAUGCCUCUGCCGCUGGCCGGGCGGGGGGGGCGCGGCUGCCGCGAGCUCGCACGCACCACGCGGGGCCACGCCUGGAGGGCGACGGCCCCUCGAAGGCUGAACGGCUUGAGC